This is a messenger RNA of Vicia villosa (hairy vetch), 912 nucleotides long. RefSeq lists its product as uncharacterized. The record is from RefSeq and is a predicted model, not a curated record. The coding region runs from base 1 to 912 and encodes 303 amino acids. Lineage: Eukaryota; Viridiplantae; Streptophyta; Magnoliopsida; Fabales; Fabaceae. The transcript has a single exon.
AUGAGUAGAAUCGAUAGGUUUCUUGUGUCGGAAAAAGUGGUGAAUGAUUGGGGUGUGGAAGGCCAAAGGGUGGGGGAGAGAGACAUUUCGGAUCAUUGUCCGAUUUGGUUGGAAGUGGACAUGAACAAUUGGAGCCCUAAACCGUUUAAAUUCAACAACGAAUGGUUUUCUUGCGACACUUUCUACGCGUUUGUGGAAAAGGAAUGGAGGAGCUUUAGAGUUAGUGGAAGAGGGGAUUUUGUUUUGAAACAAAAGCUUUUUUUACUUAAAGGUAGCCUUAAAAGGUGGAAUAAAGAGGUUUUUGGUAGGUUGGAUUUAGAGAUUCAAGACGAAGUUCGAGCUAUUAAUGUUGGUGAUGCUUUAUUAGAAGUGGAAGAGGAGGAUUUUAACCUGGAUAUUUUAUUCAAUAGGAAGGAAGCAACAAGUAGGUUUUGGACGAAAUUGAGAAUUAAAGUAAACAUGUUAGUGCAAAAAGCUAACUUGAAGUGGAUGAAGGAGGGUGAUUCUAAUAGUGGUUUAUUCCACAAAGUGAUGAAGGAGAAGAGAAGAUAUAAUCACAUCGGGCCUUUUAGUACUCCGGAAGGUUUGGUUGAAUCGGUCAAGGAUAUUAAAGACUUUGUUGCUCACCAUUUUUCUAAGAAGUUUGAAGAGGAGGAUAGAAUGGUUCCAACGUUAGAUGGUAUUUGUUUCGACAAAAUUAGUGAGGAGGAUAGGAUUUGGCUUGAAAGACCUUUUCAAGAGGAAGAAAUAAAUGAGGCGCUAAAGGGUUGUGGUGUAGCUAAAAGUCCGGGGCCGGAUGGGUUUUCUUUCAUGUUCAUUAGAAGAUGUUGGCCUUUUUUAAAAGAAGACUUUUUGAAGUAUUUUGAUCAUUUUUUUGUGGGAGGGGAAUUAUCUAAGGCGGUUGAAGGAUAG